Heterocephalus glaber (naked mole-rat) is the source of this 5873-nucleotide messenger RNA. RefSeq names its product terminal nucleotidyltransferase 5A (gene Tent5a). The record is from RefSeq and is a predicted model, not a curated record. Gene Ontology annotation, biological process: mRNA stabilization. NCBI's taxonomy places the organism in Eukaryota, Metazoa, Chordata, Mammalia, Rodentia, Bathyergidae. Gene Ontology annotation, molecular function: poly(A) RNA polymerase activity; RNA binding.
GACACUGUGUGAAGGGAGGUCGCGGGGACCCUCCGGAGCCCUACCUCUCGCUGUCACGACGCGCCGAACCUGGCGAGAGUUUUAUGCUUAGGAAGUUUUUGCAGUUAUGUGAGUGUAUUCCUGACUCCUGGGGCACUGGAGGUAUCUUCUCUUUGGGGAAAAGGGGGCGUUGGGGCGUACCCCCCUGCAGCGAACCCUGACCACAGCGUUCCGGCCUCCGACGCUCAGCGCUCUCCCAGGCCGACAGAGCUCAGGGCGCCCGCGGGCGGAGGCGGGGCCGGCCCCCUAUGCAGAUGAAGAGGGCGUGGCCAGAGCUACGCUCCGGGCCCCGGAAGCCCGCUAUAAAAAAAGUACUGAAGAUACUUCCCCACCUCAAUUGCUAAAGCUUCAGACACGUGAGCGAGUGCGGGUCACGGGCACCAGAAGUCGCCACCUCCGGGACCACCGCAGCCGGGGAGGCAGGGGAGGCAGGGGCGCGGGCGGGGGCGUGGGGCUGAGUGUCAACGCCGGCCGCCGAGGUCUGGGAAAGACGAAGUCGCUGGAGCCUUUGCAGGGAGCGCACUCGCAGCUCUUGGAAGUGUUGUCGCCUCGCGUUUGGUCUCUCGCUUUGCUCCUAGAAGGGGCGGCUGCCUCCAGGUGACACAGACGGGACUCUCCCUUGCGCUUUCCAGAUGCAUCCGAGAUACUUUUGGACUGACCAAGGCCAAGUGGCGCUCGGCGGGCACUACAUGGCAGAGGGCGAAGUGUACUUAGCUAUGGCCGAGGACGAGCUGUCUGGAGGCCCCUACGUCCCCCUGGGCAGCGACUUCAGCAGCGGCGAUUUUGGCGGCGGUGGCAGCUUAGGCGGGCACUGCUUGGACUACUGCGAAAGCUCCACCGCGCACUGCAACGUGCUGAACUGGGAGCAAGUGCAGCGACUGGACGGCAUCCUGAGCGAUACUAUCCCGAUCCACGGGCGCGGCAACUUCCCCACGUUGGAGCUGCAGCCCAGCCUCAUAGUCAAGGUAGUGCGGCGGCGUCUGGCUGAGAAGCGCAUCGGCGUCCGCGACGUGCGCCUCAAUGGCUCGGCCGCUAGUCACGUCCUGCACCAGGACAGCGGCCUGGGCUACAAAGACCUGGACCUCAUCUUCUGCGCGGACCUGCGCGGGGAAGAAGAGUUUCAGACUGUGAAGGACGUCGUGCUGGACUGCCUGUUGGACUUCUUACCCGAAGGAGUGAACAAGGAGAAGAUUACACCACUCACGCUCAAGGAAGCUUAUGUGCAGAAAAUGGUUAAAGUGUGCAAUGACUCUGACCGGUGGAGUCUUAUAUCUCUGUCAAACAACAGUGGCAAAAAUGUGGAACUGAAAUUUGUGGAUUCCCUCCGGAGGCAGUUUGAAUUCAGUGUAGAUUCUUUUCAAAUCAAAUUAGACUCUCUUCUUCUCUUUUACGAAUGUUCAGAGAACCCAAUGACUGAGACAUUUCACCCCACAAUAAUUGGUGAGAGCGUCUAUGGCAAUUUCCAUGAAGCCUUUGAUCACCUUUGUAACAAGAUCAUUGCCACCAGGAACCCAGAGGAAAUCAGAGGGGGAGGCCUGCUUAAGUACUGCAACCUCUUAGUGAGGGGCUUUAGGCCAGCCUCUGAUGAGAUCAAGACUCUCCAGAGGUAUAUGUGUUCCAGGUUUUUCAUCGAUUUUUCAGACAUUGGAGAGCAGCAGAGAAAACUGGAGUCCUAUUUGCAGAACCACUUCGUGGGAUUGGAAGACCGCAAGUAUGAUUAUCUCAUGACCUUACACGGAGUGGUGAAUGAGAGCACAGUGUGCCUGAUGGGACAUGAAAGAAGACAGACUUUAAACCUUAUCACCAUGCUGGCGAUCCGGGUGCUAGCUGACCAGAAUGUCAUCCCUAAUGUGGCUAAUGUCACAUGUUAUUACCAACCAGCUCCCUAUGUAGCAGAUGCUAACUUUAGCAAUUACUACAUUGCACAAGUUCAGCCAGUAUUCACAUGCCAGCAGCAGACAUACUCGACUUGGCUACCCUGCAAUUAACAAUCAUUUAAAAAUGUCCUGUCGGGAAGCCAUUUCAGACAAAAAUAGGAAAAAAAGAAAAAAGAAGUAACACAGCCCUAAUUAGGGAUGUGUUUUGUGCAAUGAUGAUAUGCCCCUGGUUUUAAGCUUGGCAAAGCUUAUGGAUCUUUUCAUUGGUAUGGGAGCAUGAUCUAUAAAUCAUCACCCUCUUUAACUCCUCUCCCCUUAUCCUCCUCAAUUGGAUUCUACCUUGAAACAAGAGACCUGUCAUUUAAAGCAACCAGGUUCUCUUAAAAUGAGGAAAAAAUGGUUCAUGACAAUAUGGGUUUGCAGUAACUGCUCCCAUAGCUUUGCCGUGGUGGGGAAAAAUGGUUGAAAAACUUAAGGUGGAUUCACAAAAAGGAAAAUACAGAGGAAAAAAGUCUUAGCCCACCUUGUUUAUCAGUUCAGGAUUUCAAAUAUUAACAAUACAGGAAGAAGGGGAAUUCCAACAUCGGAAUUACUAUCUGAGGCCUGUAGCAAGUGCUUUUCUGUAGAAAGAUCUUGUGGGGCUAACAGAAACAGCUUGCUCCGAAUGAACAGUAGUAGAUUGGUGAAGUUCUCAUAACAAACAGCAGAACUUGUGAUGACACAAUCCAUUAAUUCCAGCUGCGUAGAAUAGCUCGCAUUUUUUAAAAUGUAAAAUGCAAGCAAAAACAGCUGUAGUGAAGAAAAUAUGCUCAAGGACCAAAGAUUUAACAUGAAAAUACCCAAGUACAGAGAUACAGAAUAUAGUUAUUAUAUUUGUUACACUCCAGUAUACAUUAAAGUGCCUGUUGCUUUCUGAAAAUUUGAAGUGGAAAAAUUAUUUUAUGGUUUAAUAAUAAUUUUAUUUCAUCAGGGACUCAGAAGAAAAUAAAACAACAUAUAAGCUUGUGAAUGGUGUAGGAAGUGCCCUAUUUUUUCUUGGCAAAUACCUGCAUAAAGUUGACAUUGUUGGUGUGAUGUUAUAGGUACAUGUGUGUACUAUGUGUGCAUAUGCAUACAUGUUGUAUGUGUAUACACACUACAUUGAUGUAAAACAAUGUAUCAAAUAGGAAAUGUUUAAAUACUGUGUGCUUUUAUGUUUAGGAUUACAUGAAACGUGGCAUAUUGCAAUGACGAAUUGAAACCCACAUCUAAAAAAAUUAAAGCAAACAAAAGGGGGGAAACAAGUAAUAUAUUUGAUAAGAAGAGCAGAGAUUAUAGAUUUUUUGGUGAGGUUUUGAGUUUUUUUGUUUGUUUUAUUUUUGUGAGCCAGAGAAACCCACAAAUGGCAGAAUGUUUGGCAGAACUUAUUUUUUUUAAAUAUUUGAACUGCCAUCUUGACAGUUUGAGCCCAGUUUUUUCUUUUUUAAAUAACUGCAUGCCUCUAUGGUAUGUAAUCUUGUGGAUCAUGAAUCAAUGGUAGGCUGCCUAAAUUUCUAACUGCUAAAAAUAAUUUCUGGUGAUCUGAACACUACUUAUAAAUAUUUAAUGAAUUUUUAAAUGAAUGCAUUCUGCAUUUGAGGACCACUAGAAUUUAGUAAAUGUGAAAUGACCCUUUUUAAAGAGUAUUUGCACAAUUGCAUAAAGUUUAUAUAUGAGAUAUGUAUUAUAUAUAACAUUUUAUAGAUUUAUGCCAGUAUGAAACAUCUUUGAUCUGGUUGUCUAACUGCAUUUAAAUAUUUAGUACUGUAUUUUAAAUUUAAUCACUUUGCAAUAAAUCAAACCCAACUUUAUUUUCUCUUUUCCAAGAGACCAGUUAUACCCUUGUGAAAUGAACUAGCAUUACUAUUUUAGUUUGAUGACAGCUAAUCCUAAAACCACCUCAUUUCCCACCCUUCUAGAUACUGGUCUCUGAAAAUGCAUUUGUUAAAACUAACAGAUAAAAACCACAUGAUCCCCACCAACACUAUUGGAAGACUGCCUACUAUAAUAAUUUUCCUGAAGACCCAACCAGAAAAAAUUUGUCAGGAAAGAGGGACCAGGGAAGAAGAUAGCAUUCUCCUUUUGGCAGAGUAAUAUGUCUGCUAUCUGGGCAUCUUUCAGAUGUUAAAUACUACAUUAAUCUAGGUUAAUCUUUCUGGAUAUCUUUUUUGCAUCUUUCUUUGAAGCCUUAAGGGGAACCUGAUUGGUUUGCUGUAGCAGCUUCCUGGUGAAUUCUGUCAGAGCUGUCACAGCCCUGGCACUGCCACUCACUGUUUUCGAGGGAACUCUUCUACUCUCAUGUUGGCUCAAUCUCCCUCACCCCAACCCUGGGUUUGAAAAAUUAAUUGCAAAGUCCUAGGAAACAUUAUUCAACUUGAGAAUAAGCCUGGUACUCAUCUUUCAGAAACCAGAGCUCUGCCUGCUUGGUUAUUUGAAAGUUUUCUAAAAGAAAACUAAAGGAAUGCUGAAGAACAGAGGAGCAGCUGGUGAUCUGCUUUCUUCUUAUCCUAACUCUACAAAUGAGUUGUCUACUAUUUUAAAGAGUGGAGGUGUGUGGCUCUUCUAUAGCAGCAACCUGAUGUUAAUUUAUGACACAGGUUUUUGUUUGAAGGAGCCUUAUUUGAAAAUAUAUUUUUCAUUUAUUGUCUAAAAUAUUUAUAUUCUUUUCUUGCUUACUUCAGGGUUGGUAGCUUAGUUGAUACCUGGCAUUCAGUUAAAACAGGCUAUACUAGACAACUUUCAGCAUUUACUUUGAGACUUACAUAAUUUAUUUCUAGUUUGUGUGUACUAUAGUCCUGUGCAUACAUAGUUGAACGUGCAGUGUGAUAUAUGUCUCUGUGGAUGUGUGGCCUAAAAAUCUGAAUGUCUGGUGAGAGAGCUGUGUGUAUAAGUCAGAAAAGAACAGUUCUCAACUCCUGAUUAGUGCCUGUGAUUUGUUUGCUUUUGUGUUUAUCUGGCCUAGUGUGCUAUUCCUUUGAAAUAGGAAGAAGUCUUUUUCUUCUGGAAGAUCUUCUUACCUGUCCAGUCUGGCAUGUCAGAGAACACUUAGCUUGUAACAAUGCCCUCUGAAAAAAGUUUACUUCAUCUGCAGUAAAUCCAGCUGCUUCAACAACUCCUACACCAGGAUGGACUUUUCCUUUGCAGAAAUGGGUUCAAGAAUAUGCUCACUUUGAUAUUGGGUGGGCUGUUUCAAUGUGGGCCCAAAAUAGUCAAGAAUGGAAGAGUUUCUGUACUGCAAGCCAAGAAGGAAAUGAAAUAAGUGAACAUACUAUUUGUACCACCCCUUUCUGUUUGCUUAUUGUUGGUUGUUUUACUGUGCAUAAGAUUGUUUUCAAUGUAAUGCUUGUUAAAUAAAUAUUGUGAACUAUUUUAUAAAUGAAAUGUAUUAUGUUGAAAGCUGUCAGAAGCUGUCAAAAAUAAGCUUUUUUUGUUGAAGUUGAAGUGUGUUAGAUGAAACCAAAAAGUAAAAAAUAAGUGACUUCAUAUAUAGUACCUAUUGAAUAUAAUCUUUCUUUAAGAUUUCUUUUAGCAUAGCCUUUUCAGUGCUAAGAAAGACUGUAUCUAAUAUUUUGUUAUAAUACUGGCUUGCUAACAAAGUAAAUGGUAAAAGUACAAAGUGGGAAGGUGUCAAGAUAACUGGGAAGACUUGCUGCAAAACUGCAGAAUGGAGACUGCCUGUUGGCUGUCUCUCUCUCCCUCCUCUCUACAUCAAUUGCCUACUCUGAGGCAUCCUACUAUGGCAAGCUGCACGUUGGGGCACUCUUUUGGAAUAUUUUGACUGUAGUGUGUCACAGGCAGAAAAGGAGUUGAUUGAAAAUGGACUCUUGAAAACUGACAAGUUUGAAUCAGUGCUAGAGGGAACAGAUUGUGAAUUUUGUUUACAGCAUCCAAUAUUUGGAUUUUUUUUGUAAAUAAAAAGAAGUUAUUUUUUUCUAUGGA